Messenger RNA from Linepithema humile (Argentine ant), 3360 nucleotides. The record is from RefSeq and is a predicted model, not a curated record. Lineage: Eukaryota; Metazoa; Arthropoda; Insecta; Hymenoptera; Formicidae.
AUGAUGAAACGCCUGUCGCCUUAUCCAUCCAUUUGCUUGUUUGUACUUGUGACAUUCCAUAACCAGCGAGUUUGUACCAGUUAUCGCGGACGUUACACGCGCGCUGCUGAUUUACCAGACGAUCACGAACUCGUAAUACCGCGAAAAGUUAGAUCGGAUGGAAGUUUCUUAUCACAUCAGAUACCUCAUCACUUUGAGCGCUCUUUCUAUCGAAAUCGAACGACAUUCGAUGAUGCUGUUCACUACCGCCUGCGUAUUGAUCAUGAAGAAUAUCACAUCGAACUCUAUCCAAAUCAUCGACUUCUCGGGCCAAACGCGAUAAUCGAAGAACGUCGAGGUUCGCGAGAUUUUUUGAAUAAUAUGCAGCUGAAGCGAUUGCGAAACACGCAAUGUCACUAUCGGGCUCGUGUGCGAAAUCAUUUGGAAGACAGUGCUUUGUCCACCUGUUAUGGACUCGUCGGAUACAUUAAAACGAAGCGAGCGUGGUACAUAAUCGAACCAGUAGCGGGGCAUGAUUUUACCAAAGAAACGGAGCAACCGCAUAUCGUGUAUAAAAGGAACCCGGAUGAGUUUCAGACCGCUGCUGUGCAGAAUCUUUGCAACGUCACCGGCAAUACGUCCAGAAUCAUUGCCAAGCGCGCUUUGAGUCCGCAAAAGAGAGUGUCCGCAAAAUCAAACGAAAGCAGGUCAUAUACGGUGGAAUUGCUAGUCGUAUUGGACAAGUCUCUGCUAGACUAUUAUCGAGAGAAACCCUCUUUUUUUCAGGCCGCAGGAUUGUUUCACGACGUCAGUUUGGGAGUACAUAUGCAGUUGACUAUAGUAAGAAUUAUAAGAUUAGAGGUGGAAGAAAAUGAGAUGAAUUUAUCAAUAAAUCAAGAUGCGGAUGCAGCGCUGAGGCAUUUCCAGGAAUGGCAGCGCACUAUGAAUCCCGGCGACGAUUCUCAUCCAAAUCACCACGACUGCGCGAUUCUCAUUAGCAAGUUAGAUGUCUGCGUCUCGAGAAACCUGUGCGGCUUCACCGGUACAUCCACAAUCGCUGGUACAUGUGAUCCUUUGAGAGGCGCGGCUAUUGUGAGAGAUGCCGGUUUGCCAACCGGUUAUCAUAUAGCUCAUCAGAUAGGCCACACCUUGGGUAUGUCCCACGACGUGCAGCGGGAGAACGGCUGCCCCGGUAUAGUUUAUCACGGCAACGGAUACGCGGAGACCACCGUUAUGCACCCCGGUGACAUGUACAUCACGAAAAAAUGGUCCGAGUGCUCCCGGCGUUACCUGCGCUCGUACAUCGAACAAGGUUUGGCAUUUUGCUUAAAGGACGAGCCGCAGGACCAUUAUUUUCCCGCUGCGGAAAUGUUGCCAGGCGUGAUGUAUAACGGAGACGAUCAAUGCCGUUUACGAUAUCGAUCAGACGCUCGGCAAUGUGAUAUGGGAAUAACCUGUGAUAUCCUCAGAUGCGCCAUUCCGGGGAGAGGUUGCGUGUCUGGCGGGAAACCACCUGCGGAGGGCACCCCGUGCGGUGAAAAGAGGUGGUGUUACCAAAUGAAGUGUCUAAUGGUGGGAGAACGACCUGGAGUCACAGACGGCGGCUGGGGCGCCUGGUCGUCCUGGAGCAGAUGUUCCCGGAGCUGCGGUUCCGGCGUCGCGUACGCCAUAAGAAAAUGCAACCAGCCGUCCCCGUCUAGAGGCGGCUCUUACUGUGUCGGCGAAAGGAAACGUCACAAGAUUUGCGCCACUGACCCCUGCGAAAUCGGCGCGCCUUCCUUUCGCGACGUGCAGUGCGCCGAAUUCAACGACUGGGUAUUUCCGGAGGAUGGAAGGAUUCACCGCUGGGUCGCGUAUAAUCUACCGGAAGAUUUGAGGGCCUCCGAAAAUCCCUGUGCUCUUUACUGUAAGAGCGAAACUAAUCUGGUGACCUCGUUGAGACCGAAAGUGGUAGACGGUACCACGUGCUACAGAGGUAUUCGAGACAUUUGCAUCGGGGGUGUGUGCAGAGAGAUACCUUGUGACCUAGAUAUAGAAUCUACGGCCGUCGAAGACGUUUGCGGCGUUUGCAAAGGCGACGGCACGUCGUGCACAUUGAAGCAAGGAACAAAGUCGUUUGUGGCUCAACAGCGUCUCAAGAAGAUAACGGACGUGCCGGCCGGCUCCAGAAAUAUCCGCGUCGAGGAGACAGAACCAACCAAGUCUAGAAUUGUCGUGCGCACUAAAAUUACAAAAACCGUGCUGAUUGAUGGUAACCGCCUAGGAAUGUUCGAUGUGCCAGGCUCCAAGGCGUGGCUGGGAAUGAUAAGGCCAAGGCAGGAAGCUUUGAAUAUACCAGGACCCGUCACCGAAGACUUGGUUAUAUUGGUCUCACCGAAGGAGAACGUCACGUUGAAAUACUCAUUAGGACUGAAGCAACGAACUUCUCGUAAACCCCAAUUCUCGUGGGAUUUCAUCGACUGGGAGAAAUGCUCGGCAGGUUGCGGCCCGGGAGAACAGAUAUCGAAACCUCGUUGCAUCGAGAAAAUCGGCGGACUGGUGGACGAUAAAUUCUGCAGAAAUAUCACUAAACUAGACGCAAAGGUCAGACCGUGCAAUCAAGCGCCCUGCGUACCGAGAUGGAUCAUUGGCGACUGGCAAGGCUGCACGCCGUGCACGUUAGGCUGCAAGAGAAGUCGCGCUGUCAAAUGUAUACGACCCGUCGGCCGUGGCGAGCAGGAUGUCGAUGUGAUCGAGGACAGCUACUGCCAAGGACCGAAGCCGAGGGAGUCGGAGUCUUGCGAAGUCGGCCGACGAAGACGAGAGGACAGAAGUGCCGCCGACGGCAAACAUGGGCUCCCCUCCGUUCGCUCGAACACGUUAACGCGACAAAACGACUUCAUUAAAGCCGCUCGAAGACCCGCUAAGACGGCUUUAAACAGCGACACUGCGGAAGAUCGAUAUCCGAAUGAUCUCUCUCCACGCGCAGAACAGACUGGAAAUCCGUCCGAUCUCUCUCGCUUGAUUGAAACCGGAUAUAUGAAUGCGCUUCCAAAUAAAAAGACAGAUUUAAUUCCACUGGAUGUUUCGAAUCGAAAAUCGAGUAAAAUUCAUCAAGAUCGUUCCGAGAUAGAUAAAAGAUCGGGGGAUAUACUGAAUGAUAAAGAGGAGAAAACCGAUGUACGUAAAAUCAAGAAAGGCGAGAUAGUGAUCGAUAAGGAAGACAUCCGGAAUCUGACGCUCACGAUUAUUCUGGAACGCGACGAGAAGAACGUUGUUACGAAUUUUCCGAAGGAUUUCAAGCCUCAGCCGCCGGAAAACAGCACGGAAUUCACUUUGAUCGGCAUGGACGCUCUUAGAUACAUACAAAAAAUUCAGGAAGAAGCGCGCACGUUUUUCUAA